Molecule: messenger RNA, 1182 nt
Organism: Eruca vesicaria subsp. sativa (arugula)
Lineage: Eukaryota; Viridiplantae; Streptophyta; Magnoliopsida; Brassicales; Brassicaceae
Source: the annotation of a GenBank genome assembly
GAUCGCUUCCCUUAGCUUCCGUCUCUCCUUGUAUAUUCGAAGAUGUUCUCCAGCAGUCAAUUCGAGCCCAAUUCCGCUUUCUCCGGCGGCGGAUUCAUGUCCUCUCAGCCUUCUCAGCCCUACGAAUCAUCUCCCUCCUCCUCCACUACCAAAGGACUAGUUCCAGUGACGGUGAAGCAAAUCACCGAAUCUUCACAGUCCGGUGGUGAAAAAUCAGGAAUCGUCAUCAAUGGAAUCGAAAUUACAAACGUGUCACUCGUUGGGUUGGUGUGUGAGAAAGACGUCUCUAAAGUCACUGAAGUUAGAUUCACUCUUGAUGAUGGCACUGGUCGUAUCGACUGUAAAAGAUGGGUGAAUGAAAGUUUCGACGCUAGAGAAAUGGAGUCUGUUCUAGAUGGAACCUAUGUGCGUCUCAAUGGUCAUUUGAAGACUUUCCAGGGGAAUAAGCAGCUUCUUGUUUUCUCUGUCAGACCUAUUGUGGAUUUCAACGAGGUGACCUUUCACUAUAUUGAGUGUAUACACUUCUAUUCCAAGAACUCUGAAUCACAGUUGGGACAGCAAGUUGGUGAUGUCACUCAAUCCCAUGCGGUGAACUCAUCGGUUAACACAAACCAGCCAACCACAUUGAACCCUGUGAUGUCCUCUCAAAACAAUGAUGGAAAUGGGCGCAAGAACUUGGAUGAUAUGAUUCUGGACUAUCUAAAGCAACCUGCUUGCACUGCAAGACAACAGGGGAUACACGUGGAUGAAAUUGCCCAGCAGUUGAAGGUUCCUAAGAACAAGCUAGAGGGUGUUAUACAGUCACUAGAAGGGGAUGGUCUUAUAUACUCAACAAUUGAUGAGUAUCACUUCAAGCAUGUCGAGCUUUGAUCAAUCUAAGAGUAAUCAAGACAGAGUUUAAAUUCAGUAGGGAAGAGUUGCUUUUUUAUUUUAUUUUCAUCACAAUCUAGUAUCAUUCUGCAACUACUUUAGCUACGUACCUGCCUGCUUAAUGGAUUGAUUAUUCCCAUCUUGUUCUUGGUUUAGUUUUCCAUUUUCUUUGUUGUUCCAUAUUCUCAAGCCUGCAUUAUGUUAUUAGGUUAGUAUUUCGGCUUCAGCCUAGUUCGCAUACGAUUAAGUAAAACCAGAAACAAGGCAAGGCUUGUUAGUAAAGUUGAUAAUGCAAUGAAUUUAAGAGGGGAA